UCCCGCUCUGCAAAAUGGAUGGCUAAAAAACAUUUGCAGUGGGAAAACUUCCAUAGAUUCUUAGACCAUCCUCCAUCAAGAAACGGUGAAAGAUUUCAAAAAAGAAAAAUAAAGAAGAAGAAGAAAAAUAGAAACCCAACCUACAAUUCAUCAAGAAACGGUGAAAGAUUUCAAAAAAGAAGAAGGGAAAUGAAAUAAUUCAAUUCACAUAAAUCGCAUGUAAUAAAAUAAGCAGAGAGGAGAAUUAUUACAGAGAAUUACAUAAGAAAGAUGAAAGAUGGUAAGAAAGAAGAAAGAAAGAGAAGAAAGUGCAGAGAAACCUCACCCCUUUAAAUGCCUCUUGUCUGAAAAUGCAGAUCUCUCUCUCCUAUGAGGAGUAAGAAAUAUGCAAUGCUCAGCCCCAAAUUUAGGCCAGCAUUAUAAAGGUGGAGGGGCCCAACUUUAAGCAAUCCAGACCGUUCGUGUGGCCGGAGUAGCUGUGUCCACCUGAUAUGUGGAAAUGUUCCCACUGCAAGUUUCUUUUGCAUCUGUCCAAUGCAGGCUGCAAGUCCAGUGGCUGAGAUUUCCCAAUGGGGACUUUCUUUCAUUAAUAUUCAUUUGAUGGAGAGGGGCUCACCAUAUGAACAGUCUGGAUCACAAAAAAGUGGAUUCCAACUGUUUGGAAACUGGUCUGAGUGGAAACCCCAGUGUUAACUAGAGUUGACUCCUUAAUCCCAUUAUAAAGGUACUGUAAUCAUGAGCUGAGUUUUCUCGGAAGAAGAAAUUGAGAAAUGGGGCGCAGAUUAAGAAUGAGCGAUACUGCUUUCUAUCUCUCAGAUGAAAUCAUUGAAAAAAUCCUCUCGAGGCUUCCCCUGAAGUCCCUUCUGAAGUACAAGAUGGUUUGCCGACCUUGGGACAGCUUGAUACGCGAUCGUCAUUUCAUCUAUAUGCAUCUGAGCCAUUCCAUAGAUAACCCCAAUUAUCUUAUUGGUGUUACUAACAGUGAGAAUCUCAAGCUGUAUUUGUUAGAGGAUGAUGGGGAAAGUGAGUGCAAGAUAACGAACAUCCCUUUUCCAGUCUGUAAGAAACUCAAAUUUGCAACUUUUGUUGGUUCUGCUUGUGGUUGGGUCUGUUUGAAUGAUCUUUGGUCAGAUGAUGUGCAUAUUUGUAAUCCUGCUACUGGACAAGCAAUAACACUCUCAAAGGAUGGUCAACAACCUCGAAUCGGGUUUGGCAUUGGUCAGGAAAGCGAUGAAUAUGUAGUGUGCCAGAUAUUUGAAAACAUUCAGGUCAAUGAUGUCAACCAUCCUUAUGAUUGUGAGAUAUAUUCAUCAAAAACAUGUUCUUGGAAACACAUAUGUAGUAUUCCAUAUGACAUCGAUUCCUAUGUCUAUGCAUUUGCAAAUGGGGCAUUUCAUUGGUACAACGGUUCAGAUGCCAUCAUCUCAGUUGAUAUAAAGGAGGAAAAGGAAAAUGUUCGAUUUACUCAGCUUCCUGAGUCAAUUGUCAAUGCUGUAAUUUUUCUGGAUGAGUGGAGAGGGAGUCUGGCAGUAUUUGUUGUCAAGGGUUUAGAGGUGAAAGUAUGGAUCUUAAAGGACUGCGGGGAGUCGUCAUGGACCAAAAAAUAGAGCUUUUCUAUGGCACGCUCACCUGUGUGGCCAUUCACAAUUGAUUCCUUGGUUGUUCGAAAGAAUGACGUUUUGUUCGCGACAGAUGAUGGGAAAUUACUAUCUUUUAAUCUCGUUCGCAAAAGAUAGAGGCAAUUUGAUUCUCGCAAAGUUAAACGUGGUGUAUAUACGGUACAUGCUUAUACAGGG
Molecule: messenger RNA, 1796 nt
Organism: Magnolia sinica
Lineage: Eukaryota; Viridiplantae; Streptophyta; Magnoliopsida; Magnoliales; Magnoliaceae
Product: F-box/kelch-repeat protein At3g23880-like
Exons: 2
Coding region: 771-1607 (278 amino acids)
Molecular function (GO): protein binding
Source: RefSeq, a predicted model, not a curated record